Molecule: messenger RNA, 2043 nt
Organism: Ceraceosorus guamensis
Lineage: Eukaryota; Fungi; Basidiomycota; Exobasidiomycetes; Ceraceosorales; Ceraceosoraceae
Exons: 2
Biological process (GO): DNA-templated transcription
Cellular component (GO): nucleus
Molecular function (GO): DNA binding; zinc ion binding; DNA-binding transcription factor activity, RNA polymerase II-specific
Source: RefSeq, a predicted model, not a curated record
AUGCCUCGCACGCGCCGCUUGUCAGAUGGCGACGAUCUGAGACACGAUGGGCCGAGUGGCAGCGGCAGUGCCGAGCGGAGGGAAGUGGAUGACGAUGGCUCCGGCGAAGUGAAGGAGCCGCAGCGACGCCAGAAUACCAGCUGCGAUGCUUGUAGAUCAAGAAAGGUUGCAUGUAAGAAGCUGAAAGGGGAACAAAAGUGCCAGCAUUGCAAAAGCAAAGGCAUUGAAUGCACCACAGUCUACAUCCAGCUGGCCACAAACGGUUCGAAGAGACCUACCAAGCGGCUGCGGGGUGCUACGAUAGUCACGUCUAGUAGCGCUGGCAGUGGUGGCGCCGGCGGCAGCGGAGAGGGUGUCAAUGGAAUCGCGGACGACUUGCCACUUCCUGUGGUAAGAUUCUGCCUGUUGAGGGACAACGAAUACGACCCAGGAGUUGGCGUACCUAUCACUCGCGCGAACGCGAGAGACGGCAGGUCUGUGUCUCCCUCGCUCGCCGUGCGCAGGCUGAGCCCGACCACUGCAGCAGAAAGCAGGCUGGUCAUAACACAAGCAAGAGAAGAUCUUUGCAACGAUCUCGUAGACACGUACUUCAAGCUGGUCCACAUUCGAUACCCGGUCCUCGACGCUGAAGCGUUUCUACAGAAGUAUCGGGAAGGCAACCCGCCAGACGUGCUCUUAGCCGUCAUUUUGGCCUGGGGGGCCAAGUAUUCCGAGUCACCUAUCAUCGUCGCGGAUCGCAAGGAAACCGCUGCUCAGUUGACACCAAGGCAACAGCAGCGUCGAGCAGCAGCAGCCCACGCUGAAGGGAAAGACGCUGUGAUGGCACGAAGUCAACCCGUCCGAGACGUGAGCGUCCCACCAGAGCCACACAGCUUGCUGGGCAGGUCUCGCAUAGCAGAAGACCUGAUCGUCAAGGCUCAGGAGGUGCUGGAUCGCAACAAAGCUCAUCGGAUUGCUACCAUGGACAAUGCUAAAGCUUGCUUGAUCAUCCAAGCUCUGUUCUGGCAGCGAGGUAUCGACGACGUCCGCAAGGCUCAAGUCCAAGGCCUGUCAGGGAGCGAAGAGGUGAUACGACCCACAAGGCGCGGACUCUACAAUUGCAACGGUGCCUGGGUCGUCAGCGGGCUCACGCACUUGAUCGAAUUGCGAGUGCAUCUUCAAGAGACGGUGUCGAGGAUAGAAGACAUCAGCGUCAGAUCUCAGGCCACCAUGACAUGGUGGUUGGCGUGCAUGAUGGACGCGCACAUGUCUGCCAUGUUCCGACGCAAGCCACACUUGAGCAUAGAGGACUACGACGUGGAGCCACCGUUCGCCGCGCAAAAUGCGGAAAAUUACGGACCGCAUCCUCUUUCGGCCCAGAUCGAGCAACAGAAAUGGCUUAGCGCCGCGACGGACCAAGUGGAAAUGAUGAGAGAGGUCUACUUCUCCCUCUGGACGCCCCGAGUCGCGAAGGAAGGCGUGUCGGUCCUGCGGUUGAAGGGCUUGAUUGGCCACGCGGAGAGAUGGCGAAGCAGACACUUGGGCGCUGUUGGCGCGCCAUCGCCCUCCUGGCCUGCAUACUGGUCUUUCGCGACAGCGGUCACGGCAGCAGCCUCCGACGUGAAUUACCACAUCGUGUGGAUCUUCAUGUUUCAAGCCAUCGAAGAAUUUGGGAUUUCGGAGUUGCGCAAGGCAGAGCAACAUCAAGAAGAUGGCAAAUUCAAACGACCACUUCUGCCGCGGCGGAAGGAGAAUGACACACCUGAAAUCGUCGAAGCCCAGGCGCUCAAAGCCCGCAUCUAUGACGAGGCGCUGAAUGCGGCAACGCGCACGGCUGCGGUCACGCAAGUUCUGCAAGAGAAUGGCUACCUGCGUCUUGAAGCAGGAAUCAUGAAAGUCGCCAUGAGCGAAGCCGGCUACUGUCUGGCGCACUUCAAGAGGCCAGAAAUCCUGAGCAUCAUUUCAGGUCUUCGUCAGUACGGCCAAGCAUUUGAGGAGUGCUAUGACCAAGCCGACUCCCUUCAACUGCUUGCCGCCACGUACAUGGAGAAUGUUGACAGCGAU